This is a messenger RNA of Leptidea sinapis, 1236 nucleotides long. Its product is annotated as zinc finger HIT domain-containing protein 2. The record is from RefSeq and is a predicted model, not a curated record. The transcript has 4 exons. NCBI's taxonomy places the organism in Eukaryota, Metazoa, Arthropoda, Insecta, Lepidoptera, Pieridae. Bases 132 to 1217 code for a protein of 361 amino acids.
UCCCAACUUUAGAAUUUAUUAUUUGCUACUUACUUAUUAAAGUAUUUUUUCUUAUUUUCAAAAUUUUGGUUUUCGGCGCAAAGUCAGUUCUCUAAUUUAUAAUAUUAAAUAAAUAUUUAUACAUUGAAAACAUGAGUAAUUCACAAAUUCAAAAACUAUGUGGUUUAUGCAACAAAAAUCCAAGCAAAUAUUGCUGCCCAAAGUGUGAAGAAUUAUACUGUUCUUUAGAAUGUUAUAAGUCUGAAAAGCAUAUAGAAUGCUCAGAGAAUUUUUACAAAGACUGUGUCAAUUUAGAGCUCUCUUCACUUAGUGCUGAUGAUGAUUCUAAAAAGAAAAUGCUUGACAUUCUUAAAAGAAUGCAGGAGCAAAACUCUAAUAGUCAAGAGGAAACUGAUGAAAGUGAAGGCAUAGACUCUGAUGAUGAAGAGCAUAUUAAUUUAGAAAAAAGAAUACAGGAUUUAAAUUUGGAUAAUCCAGAUUGUUUAUGGGAUGCAUUGACAGAAGAUGAGAGAAAUGAGUUUGAGGCUUUGGUUAGUGAUGGCAAUGUUGGUUCUAUAGUUCCAUAUUGGGAGCCUUGGUGGACCUACAGAAGAGAUAAGAAGUUAGUUCAAGAAAUAAACACAGAAUGCAGGGAACAAGGAAUUUUAAAAAGUUGUCCUAAAAUCAAAUCAGUUAAGAAACUGAGUGAAUUAACUAGUGUGAAGCCAUCUCCAUCAAUAACAUUCAAUGUCGCUAAUGUGCUGGCAUCAUAUGCCUUCAUCAUGAGGUAUUUCAAUGGAGAUGUAGAGCCAGUAGAAGGUGUUUCCUGUAUUUUAAGCAUAUGUGAUAAUUUAGAUAAGAAUAUAAAUUUUAAUGAUCCAGAAUCAGCUGUGGAGGCUGUUGCACAAAAAUGUUUACAGAGUACAUUUAUAGUAACAGAUAAGGACAGCCUUGAAAUCAUGAGACAUGACACAAUACUGCUGUUUGAAGGGCCAAGUGAAGAUAAUAAAUUUUUAUAUACAAAAGCAGCUUUAUCAGACAUUAUUCAGGUAAUGUCUGACGCAAAAUCACAACUGAAUUGUAACAAAGUUUCAAAUUGUCAUGUGACCAAAGGAGCAUUUUCAAAGAAGUUUCCAGAACACUCAAAUGACCACUUGCCUCCCUUAGAUAUAAGCAAACUUAAAAAGUGUAUGAAGAAAUUAGAAUUUUAUUUGUCAUAUUUGAAUACUUGCAAUUAGAAUAAUAUAUAUUGUGGAA